Molecule: messenger RNA, 2105 nt
Organism: Nicotiana attenuata
Lineage: Eukaryota; Viridiplantae; Streptophyta; Magnoliopsida; Solanales; Solanaceae
Exons: 6
Coding region: 144-1475 (443 amino acids)
Molecular function (GO): RNA binding
Source: RefSeq, a predicted model, not a curated record
UUAUCAUCACAUCCAACCCGUUUAAUUUUUUGCUAAGUUCUGUGUCUCCGCGUAAUUUUCCUUUUAUUUUGUACUUAUUUUGUUCCCGCUGCCGUGAAGUAGCUCGCCGGCAGCCCCCCUGUUAAGGCGACUGACGACGUCGUAUGGCAAAUCUUGUGCUUCGAGGCUUUCGACGACUUCCCUUUCUUUCACUUCUCAAAAAGCCACUGCCGUCUGCUUCUUACAGGCCAAAUCUCGGGACCCCAGAAAGCUUUUUUUACUUAUCAAGGCUAGUGUCUCAAAAUAACUUAACCCCAAAAAACCCAUUUUGGGAAUUUAGAGGCUUUAGCCAUGGGAGUGUGAAUUUUGUGAUAACAAAAGAUGGGAAGCCCAAGUUUGAGACACAUGAAGUGGAGGCACCAAAGAAGGAGAAAUGGAAGACAAAGAAGAGGCUGAAGCUACAAAGGAAGAGAGAUAAGAAGAAGAGAAAAGCUGCAAAUAAGAGAGAUCCAAGAAGGCUUGGUGUUAAGGGGAAGAAAAAGAAGCAGAAGUUUGAUACUCCUGAAGAAAGAAUUAAGCAGAAGAUUGACAAUGCAAAAGUCAAAGAAGCCAUGCUAAUCGAGAGAUUAAAGCGUUAUGAGGUUCCCAAAGUUCAAGGUCCUGAGGUUAAGCCGCAUUUUCUCACUGGUGAGGAACGAUUCUAUAUCAAAAAGAUGGCACAGAAAAAGUCUAAUUAUGUGCCAAUUGGCAGAAGGGGAGUCUUUGGAGGUGUUAUUCUCAAUAUGCAUCUACAUUGGAAAAAGCAUGAAACUGUCAAAGUCAUAUGCAAUUCCUCCAAACCUGGUCAAAUCCAAGAAUAUGCCGAUGAAAUUGCAAGAUUGAGUGGUGGCAUCCCAAUUCAAAUAAUUGGGGAUGAUACAAUAGUUUUUUACAGGGGAAGGGAUUAUGUGCAGCCCAAAAUUAUGUCUCCUAUUGAUACACUGUCUAAGAAGAGGGCGUUGGAAAAGUCCAAGUAUGAGCAAUCACUUGAGUCUGUGAGACGUUUCAUUGCCAUUGCUGAGAAGGAACUUGAACUCUACUACAGACAUGUUGCCCUAUACGGUGACCCAAAUAAUCGGAGUGCUUACUCCAUCCUUGAUGAUUCAAGAAGUGUAAGAGAAAAACGAAAUGCUGAAAUGGGAGAGGAGAACUAUUCAGCAAGCGAAACUAAUCCCUCGGAUCUCGAGUUGUCAGAAAGUGAUGAUAAGUGUUCUGAUGACAACCAGUCUUUAAGCGAAUUUGAAUUCGAGGAUACUGACGAAUCAAAUAGUGAUGACUUGGAUUCUGGGGAGGGAAACUCUUUUAAUUACUCAAGUAGCAUACACGGAAAUACUAGUAGAUAUUCCAAAGAUAACUGGCAUAAUUCAUAUUUGAUGAAUGGGAGUCUGCAAAGAAAAGCGUCGCCAAGGGGGAUAGCAUGCGUCCAAAUCAUAGUAGAGACAAAGAAUGUUAGAUGAUUUCUUCCGAUCUACUUAAGUCUUGGUGGGCCGAGUUACAAAGGUCAUUCACAGAAGAUUUUGUUAAAGUAUUGGAGAUGUAAAGGAAAUUACAUACAAGAUGCAUGCAAGUACGCCACUUUAAAAACCAAAUGAUUUCUUAGCUGCUUGAAGAAGCAACAAAUGGAUAAGACACCUCAGAUUGUAAAAUUAUUCAUGCCAAGAAUGAACUAGCUAAUUAAGAAAGCAAAGCAUAAAAGUCGAAAUUGGAAGAGAGAUCCCGACAGGCAAGACAACAAUUGGCUGUGGAUGUGCGAUGUUAAAUAGCAAGAGACAGUGACAAAUGUUAUACCUUCAAAUCGACAUAAGUUCUAUGUUAUCACGCCAUCUGCCAAACAACAGAACAAUAACUGAAAAACUGAAUAAACAAAUCAGAAGUCUGCAGCCCGACCCACGUUGUACUUCAUUAUCACUUGGGGGAGUUUGGGUGAUGACGUUAAUGAAAUUUGAUAGAUUGAUGAUUUUUUUUUUUUUUUUGAGAUCCCAAGAGCUGUAACUCGUUGUACAGAUACAUAGCACUCACUUGGUGCUAUUUUGUGAAGAAAUAAAUACCUUAUUUAUAAUAAAAGUCAAUAAUAAUCUAGAAUCCCA